Messenger RNA from Anneissia japonica, 2071 nucleotides. Its product is annotated as ankyrin repeat and LEM domain-containing protein 2-like. Bases 150 to 542 code for a protein of 130 amino acids. NCBI's taxonomy places the organism in Eukaryota, Metazoa, Echinodermata, Crinoidea, Comatulida, Comatulidae. The transcript has 3 exons. The record is from RefSeq and is a predicted model, not a curated record.
GUAGUAACAUUGAUAACAGCACAAGCUCUGUACAGCAGAAACAAUCACAUGUGAUUAAAGCAUGCGAGCACACUGCCAGUGUGCAAGGACCGUGCCAGCAUUCACCUUGCAUUAGUGACGCUCAAGAUUCACAAGCUGCUGCAGUUGGUAUGGACAAUAUAUCAACUCCGAAGCGUAAUCAGGCUUGCCAUUCUAUCUCCUUCAUUCAAGGAUUUGAGCCAUCAAAACUGGACAUGAAUGUUUACUUAGCACUGGAGAAUGUGACUGUACCUCACACAUAUCCUAAUGUCAUUGCUUUCAAAAAACUUGUAGAAAGUUAUUCCGAGUCUGUCAGAAAAAGUUGGAAAACACCGAUCAGAUUAAGGCGACAUUGGCCAUGGGGCCAAGAACAUGAAUCCAGUCCUCUGAUUGGUGGAAGAUCUGAUGUGAAAGCUUACAAUAUCUCGCAAUCUCUUUCGCCAACUUUUGAAAGGAGGAGAGUAUUUUCAUCUGGUAGCAAUGCUCGAGACAUUAAAGAAAAGUUGUUUAUUGACGCUACAUGAGUUCAUCUGAAUCUAUCGUAUAACGGUUAUGAUACUUACCUGCCCAUUCCAAUUGAAUUUAACAGUGGCGGAUCUAUUCCUUUACCUUUUGUGGGGUCCAGGGGCUGUUCUCCCUAGAGGCUUCACAGUUUUAGCCGUUUUAAUAUCUCAUCUUAAAAAUUCAAAUCCUCUCAUCUCAAAAUAAACCCUUUUACCACUGCCUGAAUCUGCAAGGCAAUGGUGGUCAUAAAUAUGGGUUAUUUUUCAUUUUAUUUCACUUGUAAUUUGCAACUUAACUUAGAGGGACAAAUAUAGUUUUUGAUUAAAUACUGAUGGACACACCAAUAUUUUUUGUUUCCAGUGUUUCCAAAAACCUUCAUGCACUGUUUUUAUUCCACUUUUUACAGAUUAUUGGUGCCUGUAUUGUGUUUUGAUAUUUUUUAUAUAAAACCAACUUCUUUUUUUAAUGACAAAAUUAUUUGACCCUUGGAUGUGGACACAAUAAAUCUGAUGUUUGUUGGCCUAUGUAUUUAGAGCACUUUGAAAUACGAUACAACAUAAUGUUGAAAAUGGCUAGGUAUUGAUUACUGGUUUGUGUCACCUGAUGUUUGUUGGACUAUGUAUUUAGAGCACUUUGAAAUACGAUACAACAUAAUGUUGAAAGUGGCUAGGUAUUGAUUACUGGUUUGUGUAACCAUUAUGAUUUUGUUACAUAAUCAUGAUGUAAUUCAGUUAAUAAAACAACAACCAUCACCGUUUGAAAUAUUUACAUUUGAUGAUGAUGGUUUUAUUAUAACUUUUUUAAAAAUAAAUAUAUAAAUCGUGUUGAGGAAGGAAAUCUUGAUAUGAGUGUCCGGAACUUUACUCAGUCAGCCCCAACUAUGGUGGGGCUGAGCUUAAUGUCGACUCACCAAACAUACUCAGACCGAGGUGGAUGUGGACUCGGCCUCUAGCCAGCAAAACCUCCUAACUUGAAAGCUAAGCAUUUUUAAGACAAAAAUGUCAACACCCCCCUCCCCCCACUCCGCUCAUUGCUUUGCAUUUUGCCCUUGCCUGCUAUGUCCUUAAGAUUGGUACUGGCCAAAAAUUCUUUCAACAAAUCAAACUGUCAGCUCUGGAUUACUGCACAAAUCCAGUUUUAAAUUCACGUACCACGCCCAUACACAAUUCAGCACCUUACCAUUUAUCUAUAAAUAAUGAUUUUUGGUAAGAAUGGGUGUUUCUAACAAAAUAAUGUUUGCUAGAAUAAUUUUAUAGGCAUAACUUUAUUGGAAGUGCCUUGAAUAGCUGGUUGUUUCAUUUUUAAUUAUUAAAGAAUCGUGCAGCUCGUUUUUGAUUAAAGAGGUUGAUAUGUUUUCAACAGUAGACGCCAAGAUAAAGUAGGAUAAAUUAUUGUGUAAUGCGAACCUAUUUGAUCGGACACAGUUUGUAUCCUAUUUAAAAAUAUUAACAGGAUAUUGAAUUUUGGUAAAGUGUACUUGCUGAAUGUAUUGUAAUUAAAAUAUUGCCUACACAAUACUUAUGUUACUUUAGUAACAUAAAGAGGAAAA